GGUGUGUUGUGGUUUCUGUUGCUUCUCAAGUCGGGUGGGCAGCCCAUGGGGGGCCAGCUUCUGUUGAAAGGAUUCUCCUGCUCUUUGAUAAAACUACCUGAAGAACCCAGACUGAGGCCCCCUCAUGGAUGAGGCAAACGGGACAUCAUUUGUUGCUGAGGAGUCCUCCAACGCCUCAACCAGCGGGAACACCUCCGUCAGGGACCCGCGCCGGGAAAUUCCCAUCGUGCACUGGGUGAUCAUGAGCAUCUCCCCGCUGGGCUUUGUUGAGAACGGAAUCCUCCUCUGGUUCCUCUGCUUCCGGAUGAGAAGAAAUCCCUUCACCGUCUACAUCACCCACUUGUCCAUCGCGGACAUCUCGUUGCUCUUUUGCAUCUUUAUUCUGUCUGUCGACUACGCUUUAGAUUACGAGCUGUCUUCUGGCUAUUACUACACAAUUGUCACGUUGUCGGUGACAUUUCUCUUUGGCUACAACACGGGCCUGUACCUGCUGACAGCCAUCAGUGUGGAGAGGUGCCUGUCUGUCCUAUAUCCCAUCUGGUAUCGGUGCCACCGCCCCAAGCACCAGUCAGCGUUCGUCUGCGCCCUCCUGUGGGCACUCUCCUGCUUGGUAACCACCAUGGAAUAUGUCAUGUGCAUUGACAAUGAGGGACAGACCCACUCCCGGAGUGACUGCAGGGCCGUGAUCAUCUUCAUAGCCGUUCUGAGCUUCCUGGUCUUUACUCCCCUCAUGGUGGUGUCCAGCACCAUCUUGGUGGUGAAGAUCCGGAAGAACUCGUGGGCAUCCCACUCCUCGAAGCUGUACCUGGUCAUCACGGUCACCGUUAUCAUCUUCUUCAUCUUCGCCAUGCCCAUGAGGCUCCUGUACCUGCUCUAUUACGAGUACUGGUCGACGUUCAGGAACUUGCACCAUGUUUCUCUUCUCUUCUCUACCAUCAAUAGCAGCGCCAACCCUUUUAUUUACUUCUUCGUGGGCAGCAGCAGGAAGAAGCGGUUCAAGGAGUCCUUGAAAGUGGUUCUGACCAGGGCUUUCAAAGAUGAGAUGCAACCCAGGCAUCCUGAAGACCACACGGCCACCGCGGCAACCGAGACUGUUGUCUGACCGGCGGAAGGAGAUUGUGGACCAAACAGUGGGACGAAGAUGAGCCGCAGUUUGUACUUGGAAAUGCAACUGAAUACCCCCUAAAUAUGAUACAGAAGGACACCCUACCCCACAUGCAUGAGAUGCGAGUUAAUGCUGAGAUUGUACUCUUGUGCAGCUCUACCUUCUGGAAAUGCCUGAAUACGUGUCGAAACUUCUUUCUGUAACUUCCAAAAAAUUCCUUCUGUUCCUCUUCAGCUCUCUGGGAAGCAUUUCCCCAUGAACUAUAAAGAUUACUCCAGCAGGAAGGUUUACAGGUGUGUACAGGCAAAGGCACAAGUACUUGACGAACCUUGAAAAAGUGAAGCCAUAUCGUAGGAAGAACAUGAGUUUUGGAAUCAGACUGACUCUGUCAUUUGUCGCUGAUUUGACCUCAGUUUUAACCCCCAGGGACCUCAUUUCCUCAGUAUAAAAUGGUAACAGUAGUAGUCCAUACCUCCUGGGCCUGUGGUGAAGGUGACACCGGAAGACGAGGUGUGCAAAGGGUCUGGUACACGUCAGUGUUGAGAAACAUCUGUGUCUGUGACUCUUUGAAGUGCAAGAAGAAAUACACAUUUCUGUUUUGUAAAGCGCGCACACUCCACACACACAGCUCUGUCAUGUGCAAAUAAUUGUUACAUGUUUUUAAAUGAUGAAUGUAAUUUACAAAGGUCUUCUGUCUGUUUGCUGCAGGAGAACUCUUUUUGGGAUGCCACCAUCUGAGAUGUUAGGACCCCCAACCGCCGUGUGCUGGGGCAUCACUUCGGGUUGGAGAGAAAGCGUUUGGCCACCCUCCUUGCGGCUUCCCUUCCCUCUCUGGGAAUGCCUCGUGUAAUGAAAGUCUGUUUUGAAAUCCUUUGCUUGAUAUAAAUGUUCAUGAAUGAAAUCAUGAGGGUGAUUGUGUUUUUGGAACCCCCUCCUCCCCUUCAUGAAGAGGGUUAUGUAUUUAUAGUCACAAA
This is a messenger RNA of Odocoileus virginianus texanus, 2079 nucleotides long. The record is from RefSeq and is a predicted model, not a curated record. NCBI's taxonomy places the organism in Eukaryota, Metazoa, Chordata, Mammalia, Artiodactyla, Cervidae.